Condylostylus longicornis is the source of this 612-nucleotide messenger RNA. RefSeq lists its product as uncharacterized. The coding region runs from base 1 to 612 and encodes 203 amino acids. The record is from RefSeq and is a predicted model, not a curated record. The transcript is spliced from 2 exons. NCBI's taxonomy places the organism in Eukaryota, Metazoa, Arthropoda, Insecta, Diptera, Dolichopodidae.
AUGUUGAUAUCAAGAUCCCAACUACGAAGAAGUGACCAAACUAUAAGCAUGAUGGGAUACAAUUUUGAAAUAGUUGAAAAUUUUAAAUACCUUGGUGCGCAAAUAAAUGCUACACAUUUAUUUAAAUCCAAAAUUCUAUCAAAAUCGUGCAAAACACAACUAUAUAAAACAACAUUACGUCCUAUUUUAAGCUACAAUGCUGAAACGUGGUCAUUAACGCAAUAUGAUAUAAAUAAUCUGAAAACCUUUGAAAGAAAGAUACUGCGGAAAAUUUUUGGACCAAGAUUGAACGAAUAUAAUGAGCAUGAAAUAAGGUCAAAUCAAGAACUAAUGAACCUUAUAAAAAAUGAGGAUAUAGUAAGAUUCAUCAAAUCUCAAAGAUUAAGGUGGCUAAGACAUCUCAAUCGAAUGGAUGAAUCAAGGGCUCCAAAAAGAAUUUUCGAAGCAAGACCACUUUUUCAAAGAAACAUUGGAAGACCAAGGUCGAGAUGGAAGGACGACGUAGCAGAAGAUUGGCGUAAAAUGAAUAUAACAAACUGGCAGCAACUAACAACGGAUCGAGAAGGGUGGAGAAGAAUUGUUAAUCCAGCUAGGGCUCAUACCGGGCUGUAA